Volvox carteri f. nagariensis is the source of this 588-nucleotide messenger RNA. RefSeq lists its product as uncharacterized. Gene Ontology annotation, molecular function: monooxygenase activity; flavin adenine dinucleotide binding. The coding region runs from base 1 to 588 and encodes 195 amino acids. The record is from RefSeq and is a predicted model, not a curated record. NCBI's taxonomy places the organism in Eukaryota, Viridiplantae, Chlorophyta, Chlorophyceae, Chlamydomonadales, Volvocaceae. The transcript is spliced from 2 exons.
AUGCCAACCACAGUCAUAAUCGGCGCUGGCAUUAGCGGCUUGCAGUGUGCUUCGGCGUUCCUGCGGCUUGGUCACACAGUUACCAUCCUUGAGCGCGAGGAGGAUGUGGGAGGAGUAUGGCUUCGAUAUACAGCAUUCAAUGUGCAAGUCCCGCGGGAGUUCUUUCGCUUCCCGGACUUCGCCUGCCCGCCUGAGCUGGAACCCGAGGAGUACCCCACAGGCCGCUCCCUCCUCCGCUAUAUCAUCGCAUACGCGCACAAGAACCAGCUCUACCGCCACAUCAUCUUCCGAGCCACCGUCACGCGCCUGCAUCGCCUCUCCGGACAGUGGCAGUGCUUCUUUGACCUGCGGACCGACCGCGGUGGCGGCGGCGGCGGCGGCGGCGGGGGGGCCCCCCCCGUAGCUGGGCGCGGAGCAGGCCUGGCCAGCGGCGGCUUUGGCAGCAGUGCCGAUGGUUUUGCGAUGACGCCGCAGCAGCAUCGGAUUACCGCGGACUACCUGGUGGUGGCGACGGGGCUGCACAGCGCGCCGUACAUGCCGCUCAUUGACGUGAGGCCCGGGGGGCGGUUUUGGGAUAGUGAUACAUGA